AUACGGGUUCUGUCUGAUACCCAUAUUAAAACUUGGAAUCAUUCUUGACCAAAAUCCUUUAAGUCAAUAUGAGACACCGCAGCGCCGCGCCACUCGCAGCGGAACCACCGCAACCCCAACCUUCACUGUCCAAUUCGCUUCCUCACCGCAAGAAGAAGCGCAAGCGCAGAGUCCCCGGUCCCGCCACUUCCACUUCCGUUUCCUCUGAAACCAGCUUCGCCAAUGAUCCCGACCAGCUCAAGAAUCGCAUUCAUGACGCUGCUGUUGAGUUCGAGCAGGAACCUAAAGGGGAACAGGGUAUAUCCUCUUAUCCUUUGCUGGAGCUAAGGCAGAGAAGUGUGAAAGUUGGCGAGAGUUUGGGAAAUUCGGUGGUUACGGCCGUCGAUGCAGGUGAUGCUAAGGAAGUUUGUUCGAUUGCAGCGGCAACAUCGGAGACGGCGGAGUCGUUGGAGUUAAAGCGUGUUUUGGAAGAUGAUUCGAUCUCGAACAAGUCACCCAUGUCAUACUUUUUUGAGAGAGUGUACUAUGGAAAUUCUGUGUGGAGCACAACAACUAUUGGGGAUGAAAAGGGACGAGAAAGAGUUUAUGACACUAUCUUCCGCUUGCCAUGGAGAUGCGAAUUGCUUAUAGACGUUGGUUUCUUUGUCUGCUUCAAUUCGUUUCUGUCAUUGUUAACUGUCAUGCCCACUAGGAUGCUGAUGGUCGUUUGGAGGCUUCUGAAAACAAGGAAGUUCAAAAGGCCAUCUACAAUUGAGUUUUCAGAUUUUAGCUGUUUUCUUAUUUUGGCUUGUGGAGUCACUGUUUUGCAGCAAAUAGAUAUCAGCUUAAUAUAUCAUAUGAUCCGUGGUCAAGCAACAAUCAAGUUGUAUGUGAUCUACAAUGUGUUAGAGAUAUUUGAUAAAUUAUGUCAAAAUUUUAUUGGGGAUGUGCUGCAAAUGCUAUUUCAUUCAGCAGAAGAGCUUGCAAGAUGCCCCCCUGAAACACAAAGUAUGAGAUUCUGGAUAUGGAGAUUUAUUUCUGACCAAGUUUUAGCCGUUGUUACUUCAAUUGUUCAUUCUGUUAUCUUAUUAGUUCAGGCAAUCACUUUAUCAGCCUGUAUUGUUUCUCACUACAAUGCCCUGCCAGCCCUGCUGGUGUCCAAUAAUUUUGCUGAGAUAAAAAGCUAUGUGUUUAAGGGAUAUAGUAAGGAUAACGUUCACAGUAUGGUGUACUCUGAUUCCAUAGAGAGAUUCCAUAUAUCAGCAUUUAUCUUAUUUGUUUUGGCUCAAAAUAUUCUGGAAGCAGAAGGACCCUGGUUUAUAAGCUUUAUCAAUAAUAUCCUCUUGGUUUAUCUAUUUGAGAUGGCUAUAGAUGUGAUCAAGCAUUCAUUCAUUUCCAAAUUUAACAACAUUUCACCCAUUGCAUAUUCUGAGUUUCUUGAAGUCCUAUGUAAACAGACUCUACAUAUUCAAACCGAGGAUGCAAAAAAAAAGUUGACUUUUGUCCCUCUUGCUCCAGCGUGUGUGGUCAUUCGAGUUCUGGCUCCAGUUUAUGCCGCUAACCUUCCUUACAAUUCCCUUUCAUGGAGGCUAUCUUGGAUUCUGUUAUUUUCGGCAAUAACCUACAUUAUGCUAACAAGCCUCAAGGUUCUAAUUGGCAUGGUUCUACAGAAGCAUGCCAGAUGGUAUGUUAAUCGCUGUCAAAAGAGGAAGCAUCAUCUUCAUGCAGAUUAACUUGUGGAGCACAACUAAAUUAAUGCAGAUCAACUUCCAGCGCCAAGGAAACACAUACACGUAAAAUAUUGUACGCAUGCAGGUAAUCUUUGAAGCAUGUGCAGUAAUGCUCAUCAAAGAUGUGCAUUUGAGCUUGUAAAUGAUUGUGUAUGUAUGUACAUUAUACACAUUUCCAUUUAUCGUCUUUUAUAUGAUUUUCACGAAGCUAAUAGUUUAUUAGACAACAAAAAUGUCUUUGUGCACAUGUAAAAUGUUCUGUAGCUUCUACC
Molecule: messenger RNA, 1981 nt
Organism: Vigna umbellata (rice bean)
Lineage: Eukaryota; Viridiplantae; Streptophyta; Magnoliopsida; Fabales; Fabaceae
Product: protein POLLEN DEFECTIVE IN GUIDANCE 1-like
Cellular component (GO): endoplasmic reticulum membrane
Source: RefSeq, a predicted model, not a curated record